Molecule: messenger RNA, 1850 nt
Organism: Salvia splendens (bonfire salvia)
Lineage: Eukaryota; Viridiplantae; Streptophyta; Magnoliopsida; Lamiales; Lamiaceae
Exons: 1
Coding region: 267-1550 (427 amino acids)
Source: RefSeq, a predicted model, not a curated record
GCCCGCUGGGGCACACACUAGUACACUCCCUCCACACUCACUAUUCAGUUUUUAGAAGAAGAAGGGUAUCUCCAAACCCUAGCUAGCUUCCCCACAUUCUCUCUCUCUCCCUCCCUCCCUCCCUCUCCGCUCAUGCUUCCACAUUUUCACUUGGCGUUGUUUCGCUGAUCUAUAUUUUGAGAUUUAAUCUCUCGUUGGAUUUUGUUUUGAAUUUUUUUGUGUGUGGUGGAUCCUUGAUUUGUGAAAUCGUUGCAUGUUAGCCGGAGAUGGCGUCUGCGUGCGUGAAUAACAUCGGAAUGUCGCCGGAGAAUUUCCUCGACUGUCCUCCGGCGGCUUUCCCGUCAUACGGCUGGCUGAGCCCCAGGAUAUCGUUCAGCCGCGAGUUUCCCGACGAGGAAGCCUCCAAAGGCGCCGCGAAUCGUUCGUCUCCGAAGCGCCUGCCGAUGGCGGACGAUGCGGAUGAGGAGAAGCUGGAGGAGCCAGAUCCGGAGGUCUCCAGCAAGGAUUUCGUCGAUUUCGAGUUCCGCCUCGAAGAUCCGGUGGCAAUGCUCCCCGCCGAUGAGCUUUUCGCCGACGGAAAACUAGUUCCGCUCCACCUCUCCUCCAUUCGCCACUCGAUGACGUCAGUUCCGGCGUUUUCCGAAGCCAGAUCUCCGGAUACGCCUAGCUACCGGCGGAGGAAUGAGAUAUCGUCGAGAGAUCCGUAUUUGUUUUCUCCCAAGGCGCCGCGAUGCUCGAGCCGGUGGAAAGAGCUUCUCGGCUUGAAGAAGCUGUACCAGAACAGCAAUUUGAAGCAGGAGGAUCCGAGAAUGGCGUCGUCUCUAUCCUCGAAUAGCAACAACAAAAACUCCUCCAGAGGCCUCAAGCACUUGCUUCACCGCAGCUCCAAGUCGUCAUUGAAUACAUCCAUAGAUUCAUCCUUAAAUCAACCGCUCUUAAAGGACUCUGACAACGAAUCAAUAUCCAUCUCGUCCAGGCUCUCUCUCUCAUCGUCCUCAUCUGGCCACGAGCACGACGAUCUCCCUCGACUCUCGCUCGAUUCUGAAAAGCCUAGUCGCAAUUCUCAUCAAUCCACCGCCAGCAAUCUCGCCAGAGUCCGAUUGUCCAAAUAUAAAUCGGCGGCAAUGUCAUCGGAAAACCGCACAGCACCAUGUAGGUCUAGCCGCAGUCCGAUGAGAAGAGCUCCUGAAAUCAUCGUUCCAGUUCGCGGCGUUUCCGUCGACAGUCCUCGGAUGAACUCCUCCGGAAAAAUCGUUUUCCAUAGCUUGGAGAGAAGCUCGAGCAGCCCGAGCACCUUCAACGGCGGGCCGAGACACAAGCAUCGAGGAAUGGAGCGGUCGUAUUCAGCCAACGUCCGCGUCACUCCGGUCCUCAACGUGCCGGUGUGCUCCCUCCGCGGUUCGUCCAAAUCGGUUGUUUUCGGUUUUCCAUUGUUCGCGUCGCAACAGAGGAAAGAAACAUGUGGUGGUGGUAGCAGCGCUGUGAAUAGAAGUCAGUAUAGUCACAGCAAGAACCGCACAGAUCGAACAAGAGAGAGCAAUCAGGCUUAGAAUUUUUGUUUUUUGGGUAAUGCUAAACCUUUCGCUUAAUCUUUUUUCCCCUUUCUUCGAAUACCUUGGGAUUUUGAGGUUCAGCAUUACGUAAAUGAAGGUUCAUUUCCAAUUUUUUUCCUAGACAAAAUUUCAGUAUUAUGUACAUAAGUAAUUCCGGUGAGUUUGUUGUUGGUGAUUAUGAUUGGAGUUGUAGUGCUAACUCUCAUUAUUCCAAAAGCUAAAUAUUCUCGGCCAGAUUUGUUUGGAGAUGAGGUUUUCUUUUUCAUCAUAUCUGCAUUUGAUUACCGGAAAGUUAAA